Hyla sarda is the source of this 7995-nucleotide messenger RNA. Its product is annotated as fibrillin-3-like. Gene Ontology annotation, molecular function: calcium ion binding. The transcript is spliced from 26 exons. Lineage: Eukaryota; Metazoa; Chordata; Amphibia; Anura; Hylidae. Gene Ontology annotation, biological process: cell-matrix adhesion. The record is from RefSeq and is a predicted model, not a curated record. Bases 218 to 7681 code for a protein of 2487 amino acids.
CCAACUGCCAUUACUUGCAGGAGAUGUACCUGAAUGGAGCGCGUGUGACCACCUCAGUAGAAAUCACAGAUUCAGGGAGGAUGUUCAGUUCUGGACCCCUGGAUUUGUACUUCUUGAAUCUUCCAUAAAAUCAAAAGUCUCUUUAAAGUCUUUAUUAAAGCUUGGAACUCUUUCAUAUCACUAUCCACGGUUCCCAGAGAUAUUCUUCCAGUCAGGCAUGAUGCGUUGGUUUACAUUGAUUCUGUUGACUUGUACGUCAAUGGUUGGACAUUACGCCUUAGCAGCAAAUGAUGUCUGUACAUCAAAAGGUCUUAAGUGCCACAAAGAUGCCGACUGCUUGAGCACCAUUGGUGGGGAUUAUUUCUGCAUUUGCAAAGCUGGAUAUUCUGGUAAUGGAGAAACAUGUGCUGACAUAAAUGAAUGCUCCACCUCGCUGCAUCAGUGCCACCAACAAGCCACAUGUAUGAACACCCUUGGUAGUUACUUGUGCCAGUGCAGGUCCGGCUAUACCGGAGGUGGCUUUAAUUGUUCAGACAUUAAUGAAUGUGCCAACAAUAAUGGUGGGUGCCACCCUGAUGCAGUUUGCACCAACACGCCCGGAGACAGGAUUUGCCAAUGCAAAACGGGAUACACAGGGAAUGGACUAAAUUGCACAGAUAUAGAUGAGUGUAGAAGAGCUGGUUUAUGCCACUGGAAUGCCACCUGUUUCAACAAUCCUGGGUCGUAUGUUUGCACUUGUAAUAGUGGGUUCAAAGGCAAUGGUAACUAUCUAUGCCUAGAUAUAGACGAAUGCACAGAGACCCCUGGGGUUUGCUCCCGUGCUUUUGGAUUCACUGGGUGCAGAAACCUACCAGGAUCCUACCAAUGUACAUGCUCUUCAGGGUAUCAAAAUACAGACAACAGGUGUGUGGAUAUUGAUGAAUGUGCCAACCGCAUAUGCAGUCCAUUUUCUACUUGCACUAAUUCGCCAGGGUCUUAUAGAUGCAGUUGUUUGGAUGGUUUUAAUGGAAACGGCUUGACUUGUGUAGACAUCAAUGAAUGUGUGACGGCCAACAAAUGCCACCCACAGGCCAUCUGCAGCAAUUUCCUGGGCAGUUAUAACUGUACAUGCAAACGAGGGUUCUUUGGUAAUGGACUUGCCUGUUCUGAUAUAAAUGAAUGUCUACAAGAUAACACAUGUCCCAGUGAGUCCACCUGUCGCAACACCGAAGGAUCUUUCCAGUGUGACUGUCCCUCAGGCUACAUGUUAAAUCAGAGCCGCUGUGUUGAUAUAGACGAAUGCAGCAUUGGGACCUGCAGUCAAGACGCCUCUUGCCAGAAUUUCCCAGGAGGCUUUAGAUGUUCAUGCAAAAAUGGUUUUACAGGAGAUGGAAUAACCUGUACAGACAUAAAUGAAUGUGUGCAAAACAAUGGAGGGUGCCAUGACAAGGCCAUUUGUACCAACCUCCCUGGAUCUCUCUCUUGCGCUUGUUCCAGUGGAUUUUCUGGUGACGGAGCCAGACAAUGCACGGAUAUUGAUGAAUGUGCCAAGAAUAAUGGCAAUUGCCUGUAUGGAGCAGCCUGUCUGAACACACCUGGGUCUUAUCGGUGUCUUUGUGCCAAUGGUUUUCAAGCUAUUAACAAUACGUCAUGCCAAGACGUCGAUGAAUGCAAGACGGUGGCUGGGGUCUGCCAACUCAAUGCCCAGUGCUUUAAUACUUUUGGGUCAUUCUAUUGCGAAUGUAGAUCUGGAUUCAGUAAUAACAAUGGACUUAGCUGUAAUGACAUCAAUGAGUGUCUGAGCAGCCCUUGCCAUGCACAGGCUACAUGUACUAAUAGAUUUGGUGCGUAUGACUGCAGCUGUAACAAAGGGUUUGAAGGAAAUGGCUAUAACUGCUCUGAUAUUAAUGAAUGCAGAAACCCAUUAACUUGCCAUGAAUACGCUUUGUGUUCUAACUUUCCAGGGAGUUAUAAAUGUCAGUGUUUUCUUGGGUUUACUGGUGAUGGAUUUCUAUGUGAAGACAUCAAUGAAUGUUCUGAAAGUAAUCACACGUGUAUGGAAGGCACCGUAUGUAUCAACUCACUGGGGUCCUAUGUCUGCUCCUGUCUGAAUGGGACCCUAGCCCUCAAUGGCAGCUGUGUUCGGCCAUCUUCAGCUUGCAAGCCAUCUUGCCACCCUAAGGCUCUUUGCCAUAAUACAGUCAUGGGAUACAAGUGCGCAUGUGAUGUUGGAUUUCAAGGCAAUGGUGAAGAUUGUGAAGAUGUCGAUGAAUGCCUAGAAGAUGUGUGCAAAGAUAACACGACAAUCUGUGUGAACACCGUGGGGUCAUAUAUGUGCAUCUGUAAGCCAGGCUUCAGGUUUAACAACUCUCAGUGCUCAGACAUAGAUGAAUGCGCCACUGACAACCACAACUGCCACGCCAUGGCUGACUGUUACAAUACAUUUGGUGGAUACGAAUGCAAGUGUAGAAAUGGAUAUCAAGGGAAUGGAGUAAAUUGUACAGACAUUGAUGAAUGCCAGACACUUAAUGGAGGAUGUCACCUGAAAGCUACCUGCACAAACAGGCCUGGAGGCUACAACUGCUCAUGUCUGGAAGGUUUCAUGGGAGAUGGCAAGGAAUGCUGGGACAUUGACGAAUGCCAGGACUAUAUGAGCUUCUGCAGUAAUUUUUCGCAAUGUACCAACACUGCAGGUUCCUACCAUUGCGCCUGUAUGGAUGGAUAUGAAGGGGACGGUUUCACCUGCUUUGAUAUAAAUGAAUGUUUGGAAGAACAUGUUUGUGGUAACAACUCCUACUGCGGGAACACUUUCGGCUCUUAUAUCUGUAGUUGCCAAGAAGGAUUUGUAUAUGCACAUGGCAUCUGUACAGAUCAGGAUGAAUGCCUCAACCAGACCCUUUGCCAUGCAAAUGCCAGGUGCAUUAAUACACAUGGUUCAUUUCAAUGCCGUUGUCAAACUGGUUUUAUUGGAAAUGGUACAGAAUGUGUAGAUAUCAAUGAGUGCGACCUAGGGCCCUCUUCCUGUCCUGAGAAUUCGACUUGCUUUAACAGUGCUGGCUCAUACCAUUGCUCAUGCUGGGAAGGUUACGAGUCCAAUGGAACAACCUGUAAUGACAUAGAUGAAUGCCUAAAUCCUACUACCUGCCCUCUUUAUAGCUUGUGCACUAACAACCUUGGCUCGUAUUCUUGUAACUGUUCUGAGGGCUAUACUGGAAACGGCUCAUAUUGUGAAGAUGUAGAUGAAUGCAUGCAGGAGAAUGUAACAGGCAUUUGUCACAAUAGUUCUCAGUGCGUCAACACAAUAGGAUCCUACGUAUGUCAAUGCGAUGUAGGCUUUUACUAUAGCGAAGAUACCUGCAGAGACCUUGAUGAAUGUGCACUGGGUAUAUCAAAUUGCAGCCUAAAUUACAUAUGCAUUAAUACUGUUGGGAACUACACCUGCCAGUGCAAGAAAGGUUUUCUCAGCAAUGGUACUAGUUGUAUAGACAUUGAUGAAUGUCUGUCCAACCAAACGGUAUGUGGUAAAGAGGCCUCCUGUACUAACACACCAGGAUUAUAUAAUUGUACGUGUCAUCCUGGAUUCACCGGGAAUGGGGAGACGUGUGAGGACGUCGAUGAGUGUCUCAAUAGCUCAGCUUGUCCUGCCCACAUGGUAUGUAGCAACACACCGGGUUCUUUCCAUUGUGUAUGUGACAAAGGAUACACAUCCCAAGGCGAUUCCUGUGUAGAUAUCAAUGAAUGCCUAAACAAAACACUCCAUUGUGACUCCUCCGCCAUUUGUGUAAAUGUUCCAGGUUCAUAUCAUUGCACCUGUCCCCCGGGGUACGCUCAAAAAGCCAACGCAUGUGUUGACCUAGAUGAAUGUACUAUGGCUGCAAACAUUUGUCCCAGACAAGCUGUAUGUGUGAACACCCCGGGAUCCUACUUCUGUAGGUGCGCUGAAGGCUUUGUGUCCAGUGGAGGAAUCUGCACAGAUAUUAAUGAAUGCAUGGUGGGAAACAGUGUUUGUCAUCCACAAGCCCUCUGCAAAAACACAAUAGGAAGUUUCAGCUGCAAAUGCAAACCUGGAUUUCGAGGCGAUGGACAGAUCUGUGAAGAUAUUGAUGAAUGUGGCUUAUCUGAUGUUUGCGGGAAAAAUUCCUCUUGCAUCAACCUCCCAGGAUCAUAUGAGUGCAGUUGUCAAAAUGGCAGCUGUCGGGACAGUAUAGACAAUGAAAUGUUACUGUAUCCAUUUGGAAACGAUGUGGGUGACAAAAAAGUUGUUGCACUAGGCAAAGAUGCAAAUUCUCCAUACAUCAUACCAUCUAUGGGAUUCCCUUUUUUUGGGCAGACAUAUCACAAAAUCUAUUUUUCAGACAAUGGGCUGGUCCAGAUGCAGCAUGUGAACGUCAAUGAGAAAUAUUUGUUUCCCAAUCCCUUUGAAAUGCGGUUUCGAGGAGAUGAGAAGGUAUCCAUGCUUGCGGUCUUCUGGGAUGAUGCAGACCUCACACUGGGAAAUGGGACCUUGUGGUAUCAGGUAUAUUCUGAGAUAGAUCAGAAAAACUUCUACUCACAAAUAGUGUUCAACAGAACCAAUGAAGAAGUGAACAGUUAUUUCCGUAAGAAUCUUACUGCCAACUAUACCUCAAAAUGGAUCCUGAAGAUAACAUGGGAUCAAGUGUUACCAGUGUCCUUCCAAAAAGUCGCCUUUAAUGAGACUAAUACAUUCCAGUGUGUGCUGACCACUGAUGGAACAUUGUCUUUUGCCUUAAUAAAAUACUAUAACAUGUCAUGGUAUGCUGCACAAAGAGUAUAUCAUCGAGCAUUGAUUGGAUACACCAAUGGAGAAGGAAUCUACCUCAAUGAUCCUCAUGCACUUAAGAACAAUACCUAUGGGUCAGGAGGGGUAUAUCGCCCGCAUAUGGUUCUGGGAAACACCAAUAAAAUGGGUGUUUGGGCCUACCGGUUAGAUACUCCAUCCAAUCCCAACAUGACCAACUACCAAAGCAAGUGCUGGAGUUGGUAUUAUUCUGAACCAGACAGUUCCUCAUGGGAUGCUGGAUUGCCAUCAUGUCCGUGCCUCCAAUCCCAAGCUGCUAAAGAUUACACAUUUAUUCCUGAGAUCCUUUCAUCCACCAGCAAAGACCUUGUUUUGGCUUUAAGGAGACUGCAAAGUAACGGAACAACGUUUCAGUCUACGCUGCCAAAUCAGUACACUGCCGGACGUAGGUGUGUGUAUGAUGCAGAUGGAUACCUGAGAUAUGGCUUUACUGACCGAUACUUUGUAUAUGACACCAAUGUUAAUGGGAUUCAAGAACACAUAAAUAAAGAUUUGCUGCCUUUCCAGUGGUGUUGUAUAAAAUCCCAUUUAUGCCAUUUGUAUUACCAAAGGAGGCCUCUUGAUACUUGCAAUGACUAUUCUUCUCCGGGCCUUGGUCUAGUUUAUGGAACUUUGCACUUCUUAAUGUUUGAUGGACAAGAAUAUACCUUCAAAGGUCUGGGAGAAUUUGUCAUUGUCAGGCUGUCAUCUGCCAUGGGAGCCAAUGUUUUCACCCUUCAGGGUCAGACUGAGAGACUGCAAACAGAGAGCGGAAAUGCUAACAGCACAGCACUUGUACGAGUAGCGGCUUUCUACCAGGGCACCCUAAAGAUACAAUGGGAAAUUUCAGACAGUAGAAAAGAUUUAAAUGUCUUUGUGCACGACAAACUGGUGGAAUUCCAGAGAGACAUAAUAUACUUUAGCCAAAAUAGCUUUGCUGUACUAAAGCUGGAAGACAAGAGGAUUGCGGUGGUAUACAGCUGUGGUCUGCAGGUGUCCGUGGGUUUGAGUGAAGGAGGUAUUUUACAAGUACUGGUGAACAUACCCCAAACGUUCCUGUACAAAACACUUGGCCUUCUGGGACACUGGAGCACUAAGAAAUCAGAUGAUUUCACCCAUUCGAAUGGAUAUGUAUUGUCUUACCAAGAAGGCAGCGUGCCAGCCGAAGAAAUCCUGUAUAAUUUUGGGCUGUCAUGGAUUGUACCAUCUCCAGAAAGUCUUUUUGGAUCCAGACAAAGUGUGGACAUUUGGAAAGCCUUCAAACCAACCUUUACGUCGGCCAUAUUGACGCUGGUGUCACCAACACUUCUUCUUGCAGCCAAUGACACCUGUGCGGGUUCGCUGCUGUGCGUGCAUGACUACCUCCUGGCCAACAGUAGCGCUGUGGGACUCCAGACCAGAAAAGACUUUAAUGACUUUAAACAACUGGCCACUGUCUAUGGUAAUGGUGCCCCGCGGAUGCUGGGACCUGUGGUGCUACAGAUUAAAGUAAAUACUACCUUCAAGACUACAUUUGAGGCAACCGAUCCUAAUAAUGACCCAAUUUCCUUUUCACUUGUGAAGCCUAUUCCAGCAGGAGCCUUCAUCACAUUCAAUGGUCAGUUUACAUGGACUUUCCAGGAUGUGGGUCCUAUACAGCUCAUACUGCAAGUGAAUGAUCAACUCUCUGGUUCCAUAUUUAUACCAAUCCUACAAGUCUGCAAAUGCGCCAAUGGUGGAACAUGUGAUAACAAUAUCAUCAUUGAGAACUAUUUUGAAAGCAAAUAUCAGGUCCUUGGCUGUAUAUGUCCAGACGGCUUCUCAGGACCAUUUUGUUCAAGUCAAUCAAAACCUUGUCAAGGAGAACCAUGUUUCCCUGGGGUGGCUUGCCUAAAUCAAAAGACCGGAUCCCAAUAUGUGUGUAGUACGUGCCCAGCUGGAACCGUCGCCAACGGUAUAGAUGGAGAGAAAUGCUUUCUAAAUGAUCUUUGCUUGCCUCCGUAUCCUUUCCCUUGUCAUGAAAAUGCCGAUUGCACCAGAUCUAACAAUUCAUACACGUGCAGUUGCAAACAAGGAUUUUCCGGCAAUGGCAAAAAUUGCUCAGAUAUUAAUGAGUGCCAGAGCUUGUACGCAUGUCCAAAUGCCAAAUUCGAAUGCAUCAAUACCCCAGGCUCGUACAGAUGCUCGUGUCUCUACAAAGGUGUUGAGGACUCACAAUGUGGUAAUUCAGCGAAUCCACCAGGCUGGAAUAUAUUUAAUUGCACGGUGAAUUGGACAACACAAAGUGUUACUCCAGGGCAACAGUUGACCAAACAAUUAGAAAAAAGGCUUAAGGAUAUUUUAUCACUUGGCUUCGACAACAAGUUCUACAAUCUACAGUUCAAGAAUUUAACCAAGCCAGGAUUAUAUGAAUACAGGAUCAAUGUCUCCAGCGACACACCACACUGGUUUCUUAAGGAUUAUUUAGCUCGGGUGCAAACCUACUAUCAGUUCAACUUGUCAUCGGUAGAAGAUGUAGAUGAAUGUGCUGCCAAUGAACAUAAGUGCAGCAACACCUCGCUGUGUGAAAAUACAUAUGGAGGGCACAGAUGUGUCUGUAAUUCUAGUAUAAAGCUGGAAGGGAACGACUGUGCAACUGUUUCUAGGACUGAAGAGGCGUUGACUGAAAUAAAUAUUGAGGAAAAGAGCAACCUAAUCCUGGGCCUAGUGCUGGGCUUCGGAAUACCACUAGUCGUGAUCUUACUGCUUUUUAUCUACUGCCUCUUUUUUAAGAAGAAAAGUGGAGAAGCCAUCAUUGCCUCGGCACCAGAUGAAAGCAUGAUGCCUCAACAGAACUUCUGUGGCCCCCCGAUUGUCUGCCCUGAGCCAAUGUAUUUCUACAAGGUGCACACUCUACCUCCAGUUCCACCAUAUGCAAAUAGAUGAUGAAGAACAAUACAGUUAAGAGAAGAGCGCCAGGUGAUGAAUGAAUACAAAACAACUAUAACUUUAUUAUAUACCUCCAGCAGUGCAUCACCUGUAGGGAAGAGUAGUCAUUCUAAGGGUGAGCAUAUUCUCUACAGUAUACAGUAUAUCAAUGUUAGUGCUUCAUUCACUAGAGUGACAUAAAGGGAUUAUAAUAAUGUUAUAACUAAACUGCGCCAAAGGCUUGUUUGUCGGAUACCACAAUUCAGCCCUUAAAGGGGGUACACUGCUGCUCAGCAUUUGAAACAAAUUGUUCCAAAUGCUGUAGCCGGCGC